CCGUUCCUUUCCUCUUCUCACUCCCCUUCUCCUCGACCUCUUUCGCCUUCUUCACCCUUGUCGACCACUAGACAUCAUGCACGCCGCACGCUCAUCUCGCGUUGCUCUACGGAAGAGCGCACAGGCUUCCAAGUCUAUCCUUGCUCGUGGGGCACACAAAGAGGUCCGCUUCUCUAACGAGGGACGCGCGGCAAUGCUCGCUGGUGUCGAUAUCCUCGCAAAGGCCGUCAGCGUCACCCUCGGUCCUAAGGGCAGGAACGUCAUCAUCGAGCAGUCGUUCGGUGGCCCCAAGAUCACCAAGGACGGUGUCACGGUUGCGAAGGCUAUCCAGCUGCAGGACAAGUUCGAGAACCUCGGAGCUCGUCUUGUUACCGAUGUUGCUAACAAGACCAACGAAGUGGCCGGUGACGGGACAACAACCGCGACCGUCCUUGCCCGCGCUAUCUACUCCGAGGGCGUCAAGAAUGUCGCUGCUGGUUGCAACCCUAUGGACCUCCGUCGAGGCAGCCAAAAGGCCGUCGAGAAGGUGAUCGAGUACCUCGAGAAGAACAAGCGAGUUAUCACUACUUCCGAGGAGAUCGCCCAGGUCGCGACUAUCUCCGCCAAUGGCGAUACCCAUGUUGGCCAGCUAAUUGCUACCGCUAUGGAGAAGGUUGGCAAGGAGGGUGUUAUCACCGUGAAGGAGGGCAAGACUAUCGAGGAUGAGAUCGAGAUCACCGAGGGCAUGCGCUUCGAUCGGGGCUACAUCUCCCCUUACUUCAUCACUGAUGUCAAGACCCAAAAAGCCGACUUCGAGAAGCCCCUGAUCCUUCUAUCUGAGAAGAAGAUCUCGGCGCUCCAGGAUAUCCUCCCCUCCCUGGAGGCUGCUGCUCAGGCUCGUCGCCCACUUGUAAUUAUUGCUGAGGAUAUCGAUGGCGAAGCUCUUGCCGCCUGCUUGGUCAACAAGCUCCGUGGUCAGCUCCAGGUCGCUGCCGUCAAGGCCCCUGGUUUCGGUGAUAACCGCAAGUCGAUUCUUGGUGAUCUCGCCAUCCUCACUGGUGGUACUGUCUUCACCGACGAGCUGGACAUCAAGCUCGACCGCGCGACUCCCGACCUGCUCGGCAGCACUGGCAGCAUCACAAUCACCAAGGAUGACACUAUCCUCCUGAACGGUGAAGGCUCGAAGGAUGCUAUCCAGGCUCGCUGUGAGCAGAUCCGCGCUGUCAUGAACGACGUGACCACCUCCGAUUACGACAAGACCAAGCUGCAAGAGCGCCUUGCUAAGCUGAGCGGCGGUGUUGCUGUCAUCAAGGUUGGUGGCUCCUCCGAGGUUGAGGUCGGUGAGAAGAAGGACCGGUAUGAUGACGCGCUCAACGCGACUCGUGCCGCUGUUGAGGAGGGUAUUGUCCCUGGUGGUGGGGUUGCGUUGCUCCGUGCCAGUCAGACACUCGACAGCGUCCAGACGGACAACUUCGACCAGAAGCUUGGUGUUGCGAUCAUCCGGGAAGCGCUUGGCCGACCGUUGCGUAUCAUUGCGGAUAACGCUGGUCAGGAAGGUGCUGUGAUCGCUGGUCGUUUGCUCGAGAAGUACGCCGACAAGCCCGACUUUGGUUAUGAUGCCUACCAGGACAAGUUCACCAACAUGUUCGAGGCCGGUAUCAUCGACCCCGUCAAGGUCACGAAACAGGCAUUGCUCGAUGCUAGCGGUGUCGCAUCCCUACUGACGACGAGCGAGUGCUGCAUUGUGGAUGCUGAAGACAAGCAGCCUCCGAUGGGUGGUGCCCCUGGUGGGAUGGGGGGUAUGGGGGGUAUGGGAGGCAUGGGCUUCUGAGUUAAUUUGGGCGUUGAUAUCGCUUCAUUUGUAUUUCAUUUCGUCUUGCAUUUAUCCUUGCCCAUUUAUGGUUGUCACCUGUCGGUAAAAGCAAUAACUCACCGCUCAAUUGCACUGCAUUAAUAAGCAUGUUAGGGGGGGAACGCACUACUCCAUUUUCUUGAACAAU
Molecule: messenger RNA, 1979 nt
Organism: Dacryopinax primogenitus
Lineage: Eukaryota; Fungi; Basidiomycota; Dacrymycetes; Dacrymycetales; Dacrymycetaceae
Product: chaperonin GroL
Exons: 4
Coding region: 77-1810 (577 amino acids)
Biological process (GO): protein refolding; apoptotic mitochondrial changes; mitochondrial unfolded protein response
Cellular component (GO): mitochondrial matrix; mitochondrial inner membrane
Molecular function (GO): ATP-dependent protein folding chaperone; protein-folding chaperone binding; ATP binding
Source: RefSeq, a predicted model, not a curated record